This is a messenger RNA of Zalophus californianus (California sea lion), 3045 nucleotides long. It is a transcript of the gene MST1, whose product is annotated as macrophage stimulating 1. Gene Ontology annotation, molecular function: receptor tyrosine kinase binding; serine-type endopeptidase activity. The record is from RefSeq and is a predicted model, not a curated record. Lineage: Eukaryota; Metazoa; Chordata; Mammalia; Carnivora; Otariidae. The coding region runs from base 551 to 2932 and encodes 793 amino acids. Gene Ontology annotation, biological process: regulation of receptor signaling pathway via JAK-STAT; proteolysis. The transcript has 18 exons.
AUUCCCGGCUUGGGCCUCCACCGACAGCCCAACCGCCUCCGACCCCCGCCUGCGCAGAAGAAGCUACUAGCCCAGCCGGGUCUGAGUACUACGUCCUAACUGGGAGCCCCAGGCCACUUAUCUCAACUCCUACCCCUACGUGGAGGCCGGGCCCAGAGAUUCCCAGAACAUUUGAAAGGCUACCGGCCAGGGUCCCUGCUACCUGUCACUCCCACUCCCAUUCAGGCCAGACAGGUCGCCUCGCUUACCUUUCCUGGGAUGGCAACUGUGACUUGGUGAGGGGAGCCUCUCUGGGCUCUGCUGCCAGGGGUGUGGGCUGACUUGCCUACAGCUGGAGCUGAUAAGUCAGCAAAAGGGGCAGGCUGCUUUGAGGCUGGGUCAGGAAACAUAUGCCACUUUACAGGGAAAAGCUGAGGCUCAGAAAAGAUUAGUAUCGCACCACCCAGGGGCUGGAACCCAAGCCUCUGGCACCAAACGUGCCCACACCACUCUUCCCUUCAGAUCAACGUAAGCCGCAGAGGGUUUCCAACCCCACCCCAGGGCACAUCAAAUGUCCCCACAGAACACCUGCCCACUACAUAGGGCAGGGGCUAACUGUGCCAGAGUAAGGGCCCUUGCAUUUCACCCAGGGGACCUGAGGCCUGGCUCCACCCCCAUUCCGGCCACUGGGUCUCAGGUCAGGCUCCAGCAGGCCUGGAGUGGGGGUGUGGAGGCAGAGCCACCCAAUCCUGUAGGGACAGGUUUCACAACUUCCCGGAUAGGGCUGUGGUGGGUCACAGUGCAACCUCCAGCCAGGAGGAUGGGGUGGCUCCCACUCCUGCUGCUUCUGACGCAGUGCUCAGGGGCCCCUGGGCAGCGCUCGCCCUUGAAUGACUUUCAGGUGCUCCGGGGUACGGAAUUGCAACACCUGCGACAUGCAGUGGGGCCCGGGCCUUGGCAAGAGGAUGUGGCAGAUGCUGAGGAGUGUGCAGGGCGUUGCGGGCCCCUAGUGGACUGCAGGGCCUUCCACUACAAUGUGAGCAGCCACGGUUGCCAACUGCUGCCAUGGACCCAAUACUCACCCUAUACUCAGCUGAAACGUUCGGGGCGCUGUGACCUCUUCCAAAAGAAAGACUAUGUGCAGACCUGCAUCAUGGACAAUGGGGUCAAGUACCGGGGCACGGUGGCCAUCACCAUCGGCGGCCUACCCUGCCAGCACUGGAGCCAUAGGUUCCCCAAUGACCACAAGUACACGCCCACACUCCGGAACGGCUUGGAGGAGAACUUUUGCCGCAACCCUGACCGGGACCCCGGAGGUCCCUGGUGUUAUACGACAGACCCUGCAGUGCGCUUCCAGAGCUGUGGCAUCAAGUCCUGUCGGGACGCCACUUGCGUUUGGUGCAAUGGCGAGGAUUAUCGCGGGGCAGUGGACCGCACCGAGUCCGGACGCGAGUGUCAGCGCUGGGACCUGCAGCGUCCGCACGCGCACCCCUUUGAGCCGGGCAAGUUCCUUGACAAAGAUCUGGACGACAACUAUUGCCGGAAUCCUGACGGCUCCGAGCGGCCCUGGUGCUACACCACCGACCCGCAGGUGGAGCGAGAGUUCUGCGACCUCCCCCGCUGCGGGUCCGAGUCACAGCCGCGCCACGAGGCCACGACGCUCAAUUGCUUCCGCGGGAAGGGCGAGGGCUACCGGGGCACGGCCAACACCACCGCCGCGGGCGUGCCCUGCCAGCGGUGGGACGAGCAGAACCCGCAUCAGCAUCGUUUUGCGCCGGAGAAAUACGCUUGCAAGGACCUUCGGGAGAAUUUCUGCCGGAACCCUGACGGCUCCGAGGCGCCUUGGUGCUUUACGUCGCGGCCUGGCAUGCGCGUCGCCUUCUGCUACCAGAUCCCGCGCUGCGUCGACGACUUGCGGCCCGAAGACUGCUACAACGGCGUGGGGGAGCAGUACCGCGGCUUGGUCAGCAGGACCCGCAAGGGCGUCCCGUGCCAGCACUGGUCUGCGGAGAUGCCGCACAAGCCGCAGUUCACACCCACCUCCGCCCCCCACGCGCAUCUGGAGGAGAACUUUUGCCGGAACCCGGAUAGGGACAGCCACGGGCCCUGGUGCUACACUACGGACCCGGGGACUCCGUUCGACUACUGUGCACUGCGGCGCUGCGAUGAUGACCAACCACCGUCCAUCCUGGAGCCCCAAGACCAGGUGGUGUUUGACAAGUGUGGCAAGAGGGUGACCCGCCUGGACCAGCAGCGCUCCAGGCUGCGUGUGGUGGGGGGCCAGCCUGGGAACUCGCCCUGGACAGUCAGCUUGCGCAAUCGGCAGGGCCAGCAUUUCUGUGGGGGUUCCCUAGUGAAGGAGCAGUGGGUACUGACUGCCCGGCAGUGCUUCUCCUCCUGCCAUGUGCCUCUCAUGGGCUAUGAGGUGUGGCUGGGCACCCUGUUCCAGAACCCACAGCCGGGGGAGCCAGGCCUGCAGCAGGUUCCCGUGGCCAUGAUGGUGUGCGGGCCCCCAGGCUCCCAGCUUGUUCUGCUCAAGCUGGAGAGACCUGUGACCCUGAACCAGCGAGUGGCCCUGAUCUGCCUACCCCCUGAGCGGUAUGUGGUGCCUCCAGGCACCAAGUGUGAGAUCGCAGGCUGGGGUGAGACCAAAGGUACAGGGAACAAUGUCCUAAACGUGGCCUCGCUGAACGUCAUCUCCAACCAGGAAUGUAACGUCAAGCACCGCGGACGCGUACGGGAGAAUGAGAUGUGCACUGAGGGACUCCUGGCCCCUGUGGGUGCCUGUGAGGGUGACUACGGGGGCCCACUUGCCUGCUUUACCCAUGACUGCUGGGUCCUGGAGGGAAUUAUAAUCCCCAACCGAGUGUGCGCCCGGCCCCGCUGGCCAGCCAUCUUCAUGCGCGUCUCUGUGUUUACGGACUGGAUUCACAAGGUCAUGCGGCUGGGCUAGGCCCAACUUUGAUCCCAUGUACUUGGGAGAGGACAGAGCUUCCUGUCAGACAUAAAGCUGCCUCUCCUCUUUACACCUCUGCAGGGUGCUUCUUAGCCUCUGCUGGGAAAUCA